This is a messenger RNA of Trypanosoma rangeli, 1866 nucleotides long. Its product is annotated as putative U3 small nucleolar ribonucleo protein MPP10. The record is from RefSeq and is a predicted model, not a curated record. Gene Ontology annotation, cellular component: small-subunit processome; sno(s)RNA-containing ribonucleoprotein complex; nucleus. Gene Ontology annotation, biological process: rRNA processing. NCBI's taxonomy places the organism in Eukaryota, Euglenozoa, Kinetoplastea, Trypanosomatida, Trypanosomatidae. The transcript has a single exon. The coding region runs from base 1 to 1866 and encodes 621 amino acids.
AUGCCAGCAACAACACAGCAGGCGGCACUACCACGCAGGCUGAAGGGCUCUGUGGGCACCGUUUACCAGGCCCUCGAUGGCGGGUUGGAUCAUUUUUUUUCCUCGCGUAAGGCGGGCGCGGAGGCGUCACGUCAGUGCCUCUCCUCCCUUUUUGCACUCGCCUCCUCGCUGCACACACCACGGCUCCCGUACUACAGCAAGUCGCUGGAGACGAGUCAGGCGCGACAUGUAACGGUGGAGCAGAUAUGGGGCCAGAUGAACAUGCUACUGCGGCCUGUCUUGCGUCGCUUGCAGGACAACGUGCGGCGUGCGCAGAAGACCGUGAAGGGUUCCUCCGCACCACAACAACGCAGCGCUAAGCGAGGACAGGCGAAGCGUCCACGCAACGACGCUGGUGAGUCUGAUGCUGUAGAGGAAGCUAGAGAUGUGCUCUCAACAAAGACCUCGGAGCUCAGUGAGAGCGACUUGGACGAGGAGAUUGCGGGGCUUCUCGCUGAGCAGCAGCAGCAGCAGCAGCGGCGGCGGCUGGCGAAACCGGUCAAGAAGAAUGGCCUCAACGGGGAUGACUUAUGGCGGUACGCUUUUGGAAAGGGUGACGGUGACGGUGACGAUGACGGUGACGCUGACGGUGAGGAUGAGAAGGACGAGGAGGAGGGGGAUGAGGACGACGAUAAUAACGGUAAUGCUGACGCACGCAUCCGGCUCAGGCACGCGCGGGCGAUGGUGGAGGCUGACGACGACGACGAAGCUGCUGAGGAGGAUGAUGAUCGGCGCGGCGACGAGGAGCUGGCGGCGCUGAAGGAAAUGUACGGCGGCGACUUUGUUCCAGACGAGGAGGACGUGAGCGACGAGGAGGACGGCGGCGACCCACACUUUGAGGAGGACCUCACGUGGGACGAUCCCACCGCCGCGUUCAACGAGAGCGACGGGAGGUACUUUGGAAACGACGACAUCCUUCUCGACGACGGGGUCCCGCUGCCGCCGCAGCAGCAGCUAGGGGAUGCGGACGGCGAGGACGACGAGAAUGACGCGGAUCUGAACGAUCCCAGUCUGACGGCACUGCAGCGGGAGCGGAAGCGGGAGCGGCGUUUGGUGGAGCGGCUGGAGCAGGAGCGGCUGUACAGCACGCAGUGGGCGAUGAGCGGCGAGGCAAGCGGGAACAGCCGCCCGCGUGACGCCUUGCUUGACGAGGAACUGGACUUUGAACACGCCAUGAAGGCGGUGCCUGUCAUCACGGAGGCAGUGACUGCCAAGCUAGAAGACCGCAUUCGCCGCCGCAUCCUUGACGCAAACUACGACGACGUGCAGCGCCGCACUUCACUUUCGACGCCGGCCGACUUAGUCACGACGCGCCGCAACGCAACGCUUGACUCGGAGAAGUCGCAGCUGUCGCUGAUGGACUUGUACGAGAAGGAGUACCUUGAGCGUGCGCGUGCGGCGGAGGAGGCGAGCGGGGACGCUGCGCAGACUGCGGAGCCGCUGACGGAGAUUGAGAAGGACGAGUUGCGGGCGAUUCAGAUGUGGCGGCGCCUCGCCCAGCACUUGGACGCUCUCAGCAACUUCUACUACACGCCGAAGCCCGUGCAGGAGGACUUGGCGGCCCGCGUGCGUGCAGUUGACGGCCAGGCCCCCGCCAUCACGCUGGAGACCGUUGGAAACUUUGCCACCACCCGCGAGGCUGCACUUGCGCCGCAGGACCUCUACCGCGGCGCCGACCGCAAGUACGCGGAUGUCGGCAGCAACGAAUUGCAGCCGCGUGAGAGGCGGGCGCUGCGCCGUGCAAAGAAGGAUCAGGCAAAGGCGGCAAGUGAGCGGAAGGAGCAACGUGUCAUGCAGUCAAAGAAGCAGAAGCGACACCCGCAAUAG